AUGGCUGUAACAGCAAAUAUCAAAACUGAAAUGUCAGAUAUUACUGGUGGCUCCAGUGGUAUUGGUAAAGCACUGGCAAUAGAAGCUGUCAAGGAAGGAGCAAAUGUUACGAUAAUUGCCAGAAAUCAGAAAGUGUUAUCGUUCUCUCUUGAUAUAUGUAAAGACUACAAAGCUGUGGAAGAGGUCAUGAAACAAGAGAGACUGAGACAAAGUAAAGAAGAAAUAUGUGAACAUUUGAGAUAUCCAGAUGAACAGGCAAUAGAUGAUGGAGGCCCUUGUGGUAUGUUAAUAAACUGUGCUGGGAUGGCUGUUGCUAAAUCCUUUGCUGACAUUGAUGUGGCAGAGUUCAAGAAUAUUAUGGAUGUGAAUGUUCUCGGCAGUGUUUAUGCAACGAGAGCAGUUUUGCCAUUCAUGAAACAAAGAAAACAAGGAAGAAUUGUGUUUAUCUCAUCACAAGCUGGUCAGAUUGGUCUCUAUGGUUACACUGCCUAUUGUGCCUCAAAGUUUGCUCUUAGAGGAUUUGCUGAAGCUUUACAAAUGGAGGUGAAGCCAUAUGAUAUUUACAUAACUGUCAGUUUCCCACCUGACACAGACACUCCUGGAUUCCAGGCGGAAAAUAUUUCAAAGCCAAAAGAGACAACUUUGAUAUCUGAGACGGCCGGACUGUUCCAACCUGAGGAUGUAGCCAAGGUCAUUAUCAACGAUGCAUCACUUGGACGUUUUCUGAGCUAUAUUGGUGUCGAUGGUUAUAUGUUAUCUAAUGUGACGUGUGGUUUUUCCCCCGUUACAUCGAUGAUGGAGGGUGUACAACAAGUAGCAACGAUGGGAUUUUUCAGAAUCAUAUCGUUCUUCUACAUCGGCCAUUUUGAUAAAAUCAUCAAGAAGUGUAUGGAAGAACGAGAAUCUGAAAAAGACAAAUAGUGCUUUGUUACAUCUAUCCUGAUUGGUUGUAGAUGGACUGACUUUGACAUGUGAUCAUAUCAUAGCCAAUUAAAAGUCUCAAGAGUCUAGCAUCUAGUCGAUGCUAAUACCUGAUUGAUUCUUUAUCAGAAGAUUUGUUGUGUCUCGUGUGUGAAGCACAGAAUGGCAUCUUUGUGGUUUUCCUGUCCGUGUGUUGUCUUCUCGUACUAUUACAUUUUGUAUAUGUUUUGAAAACGUUUCGCUAUGUUUAUAAAUCAUUAAUUAAAGGGCAUUAUCGGAAAUCAUUUACAUUUAAUAAUUUUACAUUGCUUUGGAUUGUAAAAUUUAAGGUAAAGGUUGGUAUGAUAUACAGCUAAUAAGUAAUUAAUAAAUUAAGUUACAUUCUGUAUAUAGUAUAGAUGUUUCCUAGUUAAAUACAUACUUUUUGUAUGAUGUUGUCUCUACAUGGUUGCUUUUUAUUUAAUUAAACUUUAUAUCGAGUUGUGUUUUUAUGAAAUUUAACUCGGUAAUCUAUGCAGUUUUCCACUCACUCCACUAAUACCUAGGCAUGAAUUUGAAAACUACCAGCUUAAUUACUUUGAUACUGUUUAUAACAAAAUGAUAACAAUUGUAAUUGCCAUGGCAACAACUAAAUAAACUAUGGUACCAUGGUUGUGAUAUUACAAGAACACUGUGGGAACACUAAUAACCAAUGCUAUAGCUAAUAUUUCAUUCUUUAUAACAUUAUCAACUUUGCUUUGAGGAAGACACUCUGGAAAGGCAGCAGAACUAUUUUGACCGUUUUGUCAUCUGUUUUUUAUAUUUUUGCUCUUGUUUUUGACUUCAUUUCAAGAUGUUUUUGGUAAUAUUUUAGAUUACGUUGUUAACAAUAGUUGCAUUCUUAUA
Messenger RNA from Saccoglossus kowalevskii, 1806 nucleotides. RefSeq names its product 3-ketodihydrosphingosine reductase-like. Gene Ontology annotation, molecular function: 3-dehydrosphinganine reductase activity. Gene Ontology annotation, cellular component: endoplasmic reticulum membrane. NCBI's taxonomy places the organism in Eukaryota, Metazoa, Hemichordata, Enteropneusta, Harrimaniidae. The record is from RefSeq and is a predicted model, not a curated record. Gene Ontology annotation, biological process: sphingolipid biosynthetic process.